AAAACAUUAAAAAAAUUCACAAUAACAUGGGAUAAAGGUUAUUAUUUAAAACAAUCAGCAGUUAAGUCUUGGAAUUGAUCAAAUGAAUGAGAUUGUUUUUUUUAUUUUUUUAAUAGGAGAGUAUUGGAUUGAUCCUAACCAAGGGUGUACCGGGGACUCUUUCAAAGUAUACUGUAACUUCACAGCUGAUGGAGAAACUUGCAUCUAUCCAGAUAAGAAAUCAGAGGGAUUUAGGAUUUCAUCCUGGCCAAAGGAAAACCCAGGAACCUGGUUUAGUGAAUUUAAGAGAGGCAAACUGCUUUCUUAUGUGGAUGCUGAAGGCAAUUCUAUUAGCAUGGUCCAAAUGACAUUCCUUAAACUACUAAGUGCCUCUGCUCGACAAAACUUCACUUACAACUGUCAUCAGUCAGUAGCAUGGCAUGACGUCUCUUCUGACAGCUAUGACAAAGCACUGAGGUUCUUAGGGUCAAAUGAUGAAGAAAUGUCUUAUGACAACAAUCCGUAUAUCAAAGUGCUUCAUGAUGGCUGUGCAUCAAGAAAAGGCUAUGCAAAGACUGUUAUGGAAAUCAAUACUCCCAAAAUUGACCAACUGCCUAUCUUCGAUGUGAUGAUUAAUGACUUUGGUGAUCAAAAUCAGAAGUUUGGCUUUGAAGUGGGUCCAGUCUGUUUCCUUGGUUAAGUUUAGAGUAAAGAGCAAAUCUUCAAGAAGAGAAAUGUGCUAGGUAUCACCAUACCAAUUCACUUGUGCCAUGUGUAAGUUUUAAAUAAGAAUGGAAUAGAUGUGUUUCACCAAAUAUGUAUGUCUUUUUUAGAAAACACCCACUGACUGCCCUUUUUGGAGCAGAAUCACAUGACUUAAAUUUAUUUGGCAAAUGAUGAAUGAUCCUGUAUCACCGACAGGCAAGUUCAUCUUAUGAAUGUCCUCCACCAACCUAUCCUUCUUUACCCACCUAUGUUCCUUUUUAUUUUUAUUUUUUUGGUGCUGUAAAAUUGAAUGGUGCUCCUUUUUUUUUUUUUACAACAUAAGAGGUGCUAAGAAGAUAUGUUUAAUAAACUGUAAUUAUUCUGUGUACAGUACAGUGCUGUCCAGUGUCUGUUUCUAAAACUUGCAUGCGUCCCUGAAUUGCAACUGGCUGUUACCUUAUCCUAAUUUCAAAAAAUUACAUUUCAGUACCGUGUAUGUAUUAUGAAAAAUAAAGCUGUAAUUUCCAAUGAAGUCCCACUCCAUAUUUUUCUGAUUAAUAAUAUGAUAAUGUACCCUCUUUGUAUAUAUUGAUCUCUAGAGUUGUGUUAUUUGAAGUCAGUGACAAAACCUCAGGUCCAGGCAGAACUGGAAACAAAGGAGAAGCACCUUUUUCUGCUACAACUAUCUUGCAAUAAGGAAUUCCAAGAAGGAUCCCAAGGGCCCGUUGAGAUACUCCCACGGGAUGCCAUACCUCAUUUCAAGACCAUAAGCAAGUUGCGUUGGUUGGUGGUGGCUAUCUUUCACGUUGGCGUGGGAAAAUGUGCCUUGUUAAAUUAAAUGUGCAAAAGAUGCAAGGAAAGUCCCUGUUGCUCUAGCGCAGGUUCUUCGUACUGUGUUCUGACAAUAUGGGGAGUUAUGAGCCAGAUGGAAGGAGACCAUAUCUGUGGUCCAUUCUUCACUAAAGGCAUUGCCUUCAUUAUUGGAGUAAUGCUGAUAUGCAGAAAAAGUAGCAGCGUAGUUAUUAUGUCUACGGAUGCCUCUUCCAAUAUUUCCACGGCUUAGGAACAAAGUAUACCAGUUUCUGGCUGCCAGAUCUUUUCCUGUAAUGUCAGAAAGGGGCCCUUGAGUAUAAUGAAUUAAUUUCAGUAAUAUAAUUAACUAGUCUAUAAUUAAUGACUAAUUGAAACACUCAGAAUUUAUUUUUUUUCAUCUGGAUAUUAAAAGUAGAUUCUGCACAAUUAUUUAUGAACUGUGCUACUUUCUGGCACAUUUGCUAAGUAUACCUAAAUUAUAUAUGAGCAGUGCCUGUAUUUGUCACACUAAUGUCUAGUUUUUAUUCUAUCUAUUCUCUCAGUGUCAUUGUUUACUUCUGAAACUUCAGAACAAAGACUCUUGCCCCCGUUCAAGAUAUUUUUCCCCUUCUUGGGCAUAUCUUGAUGGCCAAGGGGGAAAAAAAAGAAAAGAAAUUUAAAAUAUAUUGCCAUUUAUUGUAUCAAAUGAGUAACUACAUGUCUAUCAGAAUUCUGAUGUGCAAAUCUUAGUGCAGAUAAAUCUUUCUCCAUUGGUCAUAUUAAAGAUAAUGGUAGAUCAGGUGAAGGGACUUACAUCCUGGCCACUUGGCUAACUUAAGCAAAUACCACAUUGCAGAUGAUGGAAGUAGUCAAUGCAGCACUAUAACCUCAGAUUCUGGAUUUAUAUCGAUGGAAUCUAUUUGCUCUCCCAGCACAGAAGAUACACGAGUGUAAACUUAAAUCUGUUCAGGUAACCUUCUUGCUGUAUUGUGACAAAUAAGUCUAGGUCAUGUGAUUCUACCUAGUUGCCAAGCAACCUAUGAGAAAAUUGCUAACCAUGAAGCUUAUUUUUUUUUUUUUACUCAAGCAGUUACAAUUUGCAAUCUUAUUUUUUUUUUCCUGGCCUCAAGGUUUUUUUUUCUGGGUGGUCAAACAUAGACAUUAAUUUAACACAAAUCCUUUUGUACUUAUUUCUCAUAAUAUAUGUAAGACUUGAAAAAUAUUUGUUACUAUUUCUUAUAUAAAUCUGUUUAAAUUAAUUGAUACCAGAUCCCACUAGCUCAUUUUCUGCUGUUUUUAAGCAUGCAAGCAUUUUAUAUGUAAAAGAAAUUUCAAAGUCAACAAUUUGCUGUUUGGAAUUCCUUUUCUAAAACCAAAGUUUGUUAAUUGUCACCUGAAAGACAAAAAUAAUAUACAUUUUAUUAAUAAAAUCAAUUCCUGUCUCCAUGGACUGAUCAUUCUGUUUUUUAAUCCUACAGGAAAUGCUGUGUAAUCUUCAAUAACACAAUUAAAUUCUGGCUGUAGGUAAUCUAUCACAUAAGCCACAGAAUAUAGAUCAAAGCCUCUUGUAAAUAUUCAGGUCAAAAUCCUCAUAAAUGGAGUAGGAGGAGUGUGUUAAAUAAGUUUUGAUUUCCUAAAUGUCACCUUCAGAAAGCUUUGUUUAUUAUUGAUGAAGUUCA
This is a messenger RNA of Protobothrops mucrosquamatus (brown spotted pit viper), 3155 nucleotides long. RefSeq names its product collagen alpha-1(XI) chain. Gene Ontology annotation, biological process: translational elongation. Gene Ontology annotation, molecular function: extracellular matrix structural constituent. NCBI's taxonomy places the organism in Eukaryota, Metazoa, Chordata, Lepidosauria, Squamata, Viperidae. The coding region runs from base 83 to 679 and encodes 198 amino acids. The transcript has 4 exons. The record is from RefSeq and is a predicted model, not a curated record. Gene Ontology annotation, cellular component: cytoplasm; nucleus.